Molecule: messenger RNA, 1315 nt
Organism: Exophiala mesophila
Lineage: Eukaryota; Fungi; Ascomycota; Eurotiomycetes; Chaetothyriales; Herpotrichiellaceae
Exons: 1
Coding region: 101-1180 (359 amino acids)
Biological process (GO): protein N-linked glycosylation
Molecular function (GO): glycosyltransferase activity
Source: RefSeq, a predicted model, not a curated record
GUCCAGUACAUGACCUUCUGCGUCCACAUUUCUUUCUGUACCUUAGGAAGUGCCAUUUACUUCUUCUACUUCUAUCGGACCAUUCAAUAAUCCUGUGGCCAUGAUCAUACGUCGGUUCGUUCCGUUGUCUCGCGAAUUCAUUAUCGCCGCGAUUCUCGCAAUAACAAUAUGCGCCAUGCUGGCAAGAUCGCCGUUCCCUUCUCGCGCGUACAACAAAGUCCUUGAAUCCCACAUAAAUUGGCAGUCCUCGUGCGCAGCAAAUCAUGCACCAGUACACCAUGAUCUACGGGUGGUUCCUGGAGGGACCCUGGAACAUCCGGUAUCAAAGUAUGCCUACGUCGUCUAUCUAGCUCCGAGCGAGAAAGAAGACGCCGGGGAAGAAGAUACUGAGGACAACGUAUACAUGACAUCCGUCCGCAUGCUUAUUUACCAAUUCCUACAUGACCCGGAAACACGAACAAACGCGUCGAUUCCGUUCAUUGUACUCGUCUCUCCAGCUGUAUCUCAGGCAAAGCGAAAGCGUCUAGAGUCAGAAGGUGCAUGGAUUGCCGAGUUCCCACCAAUCGAGUUAGAUACUGUUAAGCCAGCUCGCGCCCGCUGGAAGCAUGUCAUGGAUAAGCUCAAUGUGUUCAAGUUGACACAAUUCGACAAGAUACUCCUUCUAGAUCUCGAUAUCGUCGUGUUCAAACGUCUGGACGGUAUCUUCGAUGAUCCAGAGACUAACAUUCAAACGAACCUUGGGAUGAAGGAGCAGACAAAAGAGGACGAAGGACCACAACCAAAGCAAUACCUACUAGCUGCAGACUCCGCCCCUCUUGGCAGCGACAACCAUCCCUGGCCUGCACCGCGAUCAACGGCUCUGAAUGCCGGAUUUCUCGUCCUUCAUCCUUCGGAGGAUACCUUGGCCCAUUACUUACGUGUGGGUGCAAUUGAAGGCCGAACCCCAAUGCUGGCACCUGAGAAUAACCUGCUCGAGUAUAUUCACCGAGUGGAUGGGAACAUGCCUUAUUCACAGCUACAACACCAUUGGGUCAUGAAUCAUCCGGUAUAUAGCGACUACGAACAUGGCAUUGCCGCUGUUCAUGAGAAAUGGUGGAGGAAUAGUAUGACAGACCACCGACUUAAGGAAAUGCUCCUCCGGGUCAAGUGGAAAAUGGAGGGCUACUGGAGCCGGGGCUAGUUCAUGAUGUUUAACUAUGUGCAUUGAGAUGUGGCUGUAAGAACUCUUCUAUCUAUCUAAGACAAAUGCGAUCAUGAAAUCUUCUUUCUAGCUUUAAUCUGGAUCAAAUACGAGGCAUUCUGUUCCAUUUGCCGG